Messenger RNA from Lepus europaeus (European hare), 4798 nucleotides. RefSeq names its product praja ring finger ubiquitin ligase 2 (gene PJA2). Bases 195 to 2309 code for a protein of 704 amino acids. The transcript has 10 exons. The record is from RefSeq and is a predicted model, not a curated record. NCBI's taxonomy places the organism in Eukaryota, Metazoa, Chordata, Mammalia, Lagomorpha, Leporidae.
CCUGCUGCUGCGCGUUCGGCGGGGGAGGAGUCGGAGGCGGAGAAGAAGGCGGUGGUGGCGGGUGGAGGAUCGAGCGCCGUUCUCGCUCCGGAGCCGCUGCACAUUUCGGAAUAUUUUGCAACUUACCCAUUGUGUGAGUAAAAAGUGAAUUGCAACAUAAUUCUGCCGAACUGGGCACACAGAAACUGCCACAUAUGUCACAGUACACUGAAAAAGAGCCAUCAGCAAUGGACCAAGAAUCCAGCAAGGCUGCCUGGCCCAAACCAGCAGGAGGAUAUCAGACAAUUACAGGCAGGCGAUAUGGAAGAAGACAUGCAUAUGUUAGUUUUAAACCAUGUAUGACCAGGCACGAAAGAAGCUUAGGUCGGGCUGGUGACGACUAUGAGGUGUUAGAACUAGAUGAUGUUCCAAAGGAAAAUUCCUCAGGUUCCAGUCCACUGGAUCAAGUUCAUUCUUCUUUGCUCAGUGAAUCCACAUUUGAAAAAAAUGAAACAGAAAUUCCCUCUUGUGGUACAGCAUUGAAUCAAACUAUUGAGAGCAGCCCAUCCUUUGUUGCAGUGCAUCAUAGUGAGGAAGGCAGGGAGGCCUUAGAAAGCAGUGCAGAUCUCCAUAAUCACUCUGAGUGCGAGUAUACUCCAGGAGCUUGUAAUGCUUCCACUGUCCAAAAUGGAAUUGCAUUGGUUCAUACUGACUCUUAUGAUCCAGAUGGCAAACACGGAGAAGAGAAUGAGCGUCUUCAACUUCCUGCAGAAGUUGUUGAAGAUGGUAGAUAUCAGCAAGCAUUAGGCAAUACAAUAUGUGAGUUGGCAAAUGGAGAGGCAGAGAUGUACAAUGGUCUUUCCCCACCAGUUCCCUCUUUUAACUGUGACAUCAGAGAUGAGUUUGAAGAGUUAGAUUCAGCAGCUUUAGUGAAAAGUUCUACUGUCCAUCCGAACAACCAGGAAUUUCAGAGGUGCUCUUCUGAAGAUGAAGUUGUGAGGAAGAAACAGCAAAAUACUACUAUCCAGGAAGGACAGACAGAAAGUUCAGCUGAAGAUGCAGGCUGUGCUCCAGGGCAUGCUUGUAGGGAACAAAAUUUCCUGGAGAGGGACAGCCAUCGAAGUUCUCCUGAACAGGUAGUGAGGCCAAAAGUUAGAAAACUGGUAAGUUCAAGCCAGGUGGACCAAGAAACAGGUUUUAGUAGGCAUGAGGCUAAACAAAGAAGUGUUCAGAGAUGGAGGGAGGCUUUGGAAGUUGAGGAAUGCAGCAAAGAUGAUCCCUUAAUAAAAUGUGAAGAAUAUGAUGGAGAACAUGAAUGUAUGUUCUUGGAUCCACCCUACUCAAGAGUUACACAAAGGGAAACAGAAAAUAAUCAAAUAGCAGCAGAAAGUGGAGCCACUGCAGGAAGGCAAGACGUUGGAGAUAAUGCCUUUUGGAAUGGCUGCGGAGACUAUUACCAACUCUAUGACAAAGACGAAGAUAGUUCAGAAUGCAGUGAUGGGGAGUGGUCUGCUUCUUUGCCUCAUCGAUUUUCUGGUACCGAGAAAGAUCAGUCCUCAAGUGAUGAGAGCUGGGAGACCCUGCCAGGAAAAGAUGAGAAUGAACCUGAGCUCCAGAGUGAUAGCAGUGGUCCUGAAGAAGAAAACCAAGAAUUGUCUCUUCAAGAGGGGGAACAGACAUCCUUGGAAGAGGGAGAAAUUCCUUGGUUACAGUACAAUGAAGUCAACGAGAGCAGCAGUGAUGAGGGGAAUGAGCCUGCCAAUGAAUUUGCACAGCCAGAAGCUUUUAUGUUGGAUGGUAACAACAACCUUGAGGAUGACUCCAGUGUGAGUGAAGACUUAGAUGUGGACUGGAGCCUAUUUGAUGGUUUUGCGGAUGGACUAGGAGUUGCCGAAGCUAUUUCUUAUGUGGAUCCUCAGUUCCUCACCUACAUGGCACUAGAAGAACGCUUAGCCCAGGCCAUGGAGACUGCGCUAGCACAUUUAGAGUCUCUUGCAGUGGACGUGGAGGUGGCCAAUCCGCCGGCCAGUAAGGAGAGUAUCGAUGGUCUUCCAGAAACCCUCGUUCUUGAAGAUCACACUGCUAUCGGGCAGGAGCAGUGCUGCCCGAUCUGCUGCAGCGAGUACAUCAAGGACGACAUCGCCACCGAGCUGCCCUGUCACCACUUCUUCCACAAGCCCUGCGUCUCCAUCUGGCUCCAGAAGUCGGGAACGUGCCCUGUGUGCCGCCGUCAUUUCCCUCCUGCAGUCAUCGAAGCCUCCGCAGCUGCUUCCUCGGAGCCUGAUCCUGAUGCCCCGCCUGCAGGCGACAGCACUGCGGAAGCCCCCUAAACCCGAGCAGUUGAAAUGCGAUCAGUCUAUCAAAAUAAAUCUGCAAAUUCCUUCUAAAGCUGAUGUGCAAAUAAUUAUAUAUAAAUAUAUUAAAAUGCUAUAUAUAGAAUAUGCCAUAGUUUAGAAAGAGAAUAUUAACCUUUCUAAACUAACUUUAGGUUUGCAGAAAGUACUAAACGUUUCCGAGCUGAAUGUUGAAGCAGUGCAUCCGUUUUCUUUAGUUGAAUAUGUUGGUGUCCAUUGUAAAGUCGACCUUACCAGUUUACUCUCUGCAGAAGAAAUAAUCGUCUAUGUGGCACACAUGAUUGGUUUUGUCUAAAGUCCUGCCACAGAGUGGUUAUCAUUCAGCUCUCCUGUUUGCAUCAAAUGUGAAGUCGGUGAUCACAACAGUAGUACAACUUGGUUUCAUUAGAAAUAAGGCAAAGUCUAAAGCACGCUGUGUCGCUGGUCCCUCUGCUUCCGGUGCACCAGGCCCUCUUGGUUCCUAAUACCGAGAAGGGUGGUUUUUUUGGAAAAUGCCUGUUUUCUCUUCUUGGUUCUAAGUUGAACUUUUUCAGAAUGCCAAACAACAGAGCAUUACAAAAUGUUUACAUCUUAGAUGUAACCCCCGGAAAUGGGUUGGCAGUAAAACAACCUAAUUAAUAAAACCCUGAUGUGCUAGGAGUGAGGGUAGUAAAGCGGAUGAGGACUCGGGCACCCCGUGCUGAGUGCAGCGAGAUGCGUGAGGUGGCCUUGGGAAACUCCGAGCGCUCAUGCAGCCUGUUUUUGCUUGGUCACAGGUAUCCUUGAAGGCCCAGAACAUGCGUGGCAUAUUGGUUUAGUAAGUAUUAGAUAGAUGGUUUAAGAUAAUUUUGGUUCUGAAAUAUUUUGUAAGGUCUGAAAGCUUGCACAGGAUCAUCUUUGUAAUUGUAUAGCCCCAAGUAAGAUGGCACGGCUUUUUCCUUGAGGUGAUCACACACAGUGGACAGAUGGGUACAGAUGUGGGUAUGACGGUCCACGCGCACGUGCGGUGUCAUAGUAGCACCGGGGGACACGGGCUUCUAGCAGAUCCCACUGAAGCAGGUAAAAUAGGCAAGCAUAUAGGAGCUCUCCAUCCGAGUGGCCCAUUGAUAAUUUAAUUUGGACACAUAAAAGGAAUAUUUAUAUGCCUUCCCAGGUACAUUUUAUUUGUGUAAUUUCUCUGAAUAUUUGAAUUCUGUCUCUUUUCUCCAUUCUUAAAAAUAAAUGAAUUUUCACUGUUGGCACAUUUGAGGCUUAAAUAUAAAGAACCUAACACUUGCAUUCUAAUUUUGCAUAUAUUGUAAAUGUGUCUGGUAUUUACAGCAAAAUACUGUGUAUCCUUUUAUGGGUAAAACAAAAGUGAACAUUGCAUGCAUGUAAUGUGGUGAAUUUGUAAUUUAGGGGUUCUUUGGGGCUUCUGUGACUUUGGAAAUGCUUACAUUCAGGCCUUAAUGUUGCAUUAGCUAGCAUGUUUUCCUUCUGAUGUAUAUAGUCAUGUUGUAUAAACUAAUCUUUGCUUGUUUUCUACUCUGUGAUCUUUCCAUACCAUAUUUCAUUGAGGAUCAGUUAGUGUCAAGGAGUCAAAUCAGAUUAAAGUUAAUUCUCAUGUGUAUAUUGUGGAAAUCCGUAGCUAGUACGAUUUUGUUUCUUUUUAAGUAAUGUUGAUCAGUUGCAACACAGGUUAACUUACACUACCACAGACUUCUCCAUAAUAAGCCACACAUUAUAUUUAGGCAGUAUUAAGGGACCUUGGGUUUCCUCUAGAUAGCAGCUGUCCCAAAGAAAAUUCUUUCUUCUUUGCCUGUUAAGAUUUAGCUGUUAUCUGCCAGUUGUUCAGAUUUUGGUUCCAAACUCAACCUAGCAGCGUUGAGAGCCGAACUUAAGAGAACGGUUGUACUUUUUGCUUUCCAUCUGUUACCGCCCUUCAUUCUUGGCUCCCUAUAUCUAUACACAGCUGCUGUGCAGGAGAAAAGUUGACUGAGAGUUGGCUUCAAUUUUUUUACAAAAAGCGAUGAUGGAGAGUGUAGGAUUUUUGUGGUAAUAAGCUGGUGUAAGCUAGGCUGACAAGUUCAGACGCCCAAAUAUUAUUUGAUUUCUCUUGGAUCCUUUUGAAAAAGUUAAGAAUAUAUGAAGGUAAAUUAGAAAUAAGUAUGAAUAUUAAUAAAAUAUCGUUUAUUUCUCUAUUUUAUGUUGUGACUUGACUAAUAAUUUUAUUUUUUGAACAUUUUCUUAUUUCUUGUAAUAUGAAUGCUUAUAUUUAAAAAUAGAUCCAUGUGGUUUUCUUUUGUGUUUUCUUGUUUAAACUAACUCUUUAAGAUUAUUUGUGAUCUGGAUUUAUAUAUAUGCUGUUAAAUAUAUAUGAGCUGUUAAAAUGGAAUGCAAGUUUUUCAAAAGCCCAGGUCUAAAUGUAAUGAUUGGUUUAUUGUUCCACAAUUCCAGUCCAUCAUUUUCUGUGUAAAUCAUAAACAAUAAACAGGAUGUACUCAGUG